This is a messenger RNA of Pediculus humanus corporis (human body louse), 231 nucleotides long. RefSeq lists its product as uncharacterized. The transcript is spliced from 2 exons. The coding region runs from base 1 to 231 and encodes 76 amino acids. Gene Ontology annotation, molecular function: protein-containing complex binding. Lineage: Eukaryota; Metazoa; Arthropoda; Insecta; Psocodea; Pediculidae. Gene Ontology annotation, cellular component: SCAR complex. The record is from RefSeq and is a predicted model, not a curated record. Gene Ontology annotation, biological process: cell motility; regulation of actin polymerization or depolymerization; actin filament organization.
AUGGCUUCUUUACAUAGAGAAGCAAUUCAAAAACAAAUCGAACAAGAUUGGGCUAAUAGGGAGUAUAUUGAGCUUAUAACUGGAAGCAUAAAAAGAAUAACUGAUUUUUUAAAUUCUUUCGAUAUGUCUUGCAGAUCGAGAUUAGCUGUUUUAAAUGAAAAACUAACAAUAUUAGAAAGAAGAAUAGAGUAUUUAGAAGCAAGAGUCACAAAAGGUGAAACACUCACAUAA